AAAGAUAGAGAGAGGAGGACGCACACUUUUUAACCUUUUUUAUGUUGCACGCAUCCAUGGACCAUGGCCGUGGUAGAGAGAGAAAAAGAAGGCAAGGCACCGCACCACCCGACGAAACGAGGCAGAGAGCAGAGCUGAGCUGCUGAGAGGGCUCCAGAAGAGAGCGAGAGGGUCGAGGCGUAGAGCUAGCACAGCUGCAACAGGCAAGAGCACACACCGCUCCUCUCCCUGUUCCACGCCCACGCCCACAAGCAAGCGCACCACCACCGAGAAGAAACCGCCUCUCGCUCCAGAUCUCGCUGGCAGGGGCGCGCUACUAUGCGCGAGUAGGUAGAUGAGGGCGGCGCCCAUCAGUGCUGAGGGGAACGGGGUGGGAAGCAUAGAGGCGCUGCUUUGGCCGGAGGAGAAGGGCGGCAGAGGGGCGCUGCUGGUGGAGCCGAGGUCGGUGCUGGACUGCAGACGGAGCCCGAGCCCGCCGUACUCGACAUCGACGCUGUCUUCGUCCCUGGGCAGCGCCGGCGCGGACUCUACCGGCGUGGCGGCUGUUUCGGAGAACAGCGCCGCCGCCGCCGAAGCCACCAAAUGGGCGGCGCCCGGCGAGCAUGGUGGCGGCGGCGGCGGGAAGGAGGAGUGGGCCGGCGGUGAGCUGCCGCCCAUACCGGGGAGCCUGGACGUUGGGUUCGUUGGGCAGGAGAGCUGGGAUGCCAUGCUCGGCGACGCCGCGGCGGCCGCCGGGCAGGAGCAGACAUUCCUUAACUGGAUCAUGGCCGCCCCCGGCGACAUGGAGCCACCGGCGCCCCCGCUCCAGCACCAGCAGUUCCUCGGCAAUGCCGCCGGCUUCGGGUUCCCGGCCUCCAACCCGCUCGGGUUCUCCCUGCAGCAUCACCCCUGCGGCUUCACUUCGGCCGGCGCGCUCGCCUCCGACCUGUCGUCUCCUGGGGCAAGAUCGCUCACCAGCAGCAGCGGCAGCAGCAGCAAGGCCACUUCCACUUUCGGCCUCCCCCCCGAGGCGGCGCUUCAGCCGCCGCCGGUUACAACCAUGCCUUUCCACAACGGUGCCGACAUAAAGCCCCCUCUUCUCGGCGUGCCGUCGCCCAGUCUACUCCUCAACCAGCACCAGCCGAUGCCGGCGACCUCCUUCUUCAUGCCGCUCCCCUCCUUCACCGACCAUCAGCAGCAGCCACAUCUCCCGCCGCCGCCGAAGCGUCACCACUCCAUGCCCGACAACCUCUUCCUUCUCCACAAUCAGCUCCAGCCGCCACCGCAGCCGCAGUGUCUCCCUUUCCCACCACUGCAUACUACCGCGCCCUUCCAGCUCCAGUCUUCGCUGCAACCGCCGCGGGGCGCGAUGAAAACAACCGCGGCGGUGCAGCAGCAGCAACAGCUUCUGGAAGAGCUUGCGGCGGCUGCAAAGGCGGCCGAGGUCGGCAACUCCAUUGGCGCGCGAGAGAUAUUGGCGCGGCUCAAUCAGCAACUUCCCCCAAUUCGGAAGCCUUUCCUCCGCUCCGCCUCCUACCUCAAGGAGGCCCUCCUCCUCGCGCUCACCGACGGCCAGCACGGCUCCACCCGUCUCACCUCCCCGCUCGACGUCGCCAUCAAGCUCGCCGCGUACAAGUCCUUCUCCGACCUCUCGCCCGUGCUACAGUUUGCCAAUUUCACGGCCACCCAGGCGCUUCUCGACGAGAUCGCCUGUACAACUGCUUCUUGUAUCCGCAUCAUUGAUUUCGACCUCGGCGUCGGCGGCCAGUGGGCUUCCUUCUUGCAGGAGUUUGCACACCGCCGUAGAACUGGGGGUGUUUCUCUGCCAAUGUUGAGGCUCACAGCCUUCGUCUCGAGUGCCUCCCACCACCCGCUUGAGCUGCAUCUUACUUGGGAAAAUCUCUCGCAGUUUGCUGCUGACCUUGACAUUCCAUUUGAGUUCAAUACCAUCAAUCUCGAUGCAUUUGAUCCUUCGCAACUCAUUGCUCCCACAGCUGAUGAGGUUGUUGCGGUUAGCCUCUCGGUCGGUUGCUCUGCACGCACUCCACCGCUCCAGAUGCUGCUUCAGUUGGUGAAACAGCUUGCUCCUAAGAUCGUGGUGGCUAUUGAUCAUGGCAGUGACCGGGGUGACCUCCCAUUUUCGCAGCACUUCAUGAAUUGCUUCCAGUCCUGUGUGUUCCUUCUCGACUCACUUGAUGCCGCUGGCACUGAUGCGGAUGCUGCCAGUAAGAUUGAGAGGUUUCUGAUUCAACCGAGAGUGGAGGAUGCAGUACUUGGGCGGCGUAGAGCUGAAAAGGCAAUGGCUUGGCGGACAGCGUUCACAUCGGCUGGGUUUGCUCCGCUGCCUCUCAGCAACCUUGCAGAGGCACAAGCUGACUGCCUCUUGAAGCGGGUGCAGGUCCGAGGCUUCCAUGUGGAGAAGUGUGGAGUGGGUCUAGCACUCUACUGGCAGCGCGGCGAGCUUGUGUCCGUCUCAGCAUGGAGGUGCUGAUCAUAUCUACCUCGUCCAUCAUCAUUCCUACACCAUUUGCAGGCAUGUUUAACUCCAGUAAUAUGCAUUUUGUUUUGCAAUUAAAACAUUGCAAAGAAACUAUUGUCUUGGUUGUUGCACACCUCCGAUUGCUUUACUACUGUUGUUUAUUAGCUAGGCCUAAUGAGUUUAGCAAUCUUGGUGUGGGUGUCUCUAUAAUGUAACAUGUUGGUCUAGGGUCUCACCACGCUGUUCUUGCUCUUGUCUCAGUUAGCCAGAAGAUAAUUUGGCAUAUUUGAUGGCCUUACGGUGCA
Phragmites australis (common reed) is the source of this 2763-nucleotide messenger RNA. RefSeq names its product scarecrow-like protein 6. Bases 335 to 2470 code for a protein of 711 amino acids. The record is from RefSeq and is a predicted model, not a curated record. Lineage: Eukaryota; Viridiplantae; Streptophyta; Magnoliopsida; Poales; Poaceae. Gene Ontology annotation, cellular component: nucleus. The transcript has a single exon. Gene Ontology annotation, molecular function: DNA-binding transcription factor activity; sequence-specific DNA binding. Gene Ontology annotation, biological process: regulation of DNA-templated transcription.